CCGAACUUCCUCAUUUUCUCGCCAACUCCACCAGACAGCAGUAAUGGCUUCAGUAGCGCAGAAGAAGCUCGUCGUGUGCGGAGGCAAUGGAUUUCUGGGAAGCCGCAUCUGUCGCGCAGCUGCCCAUCGCGGCUGGUCGGUCGUCUCCGUCUCGCGCUCAGGCAACCCGCACUGGUCAUCAGUCACCUCCUCACCUGAUCCUCCGCCAUGGGCGUCCAAGGUCACCUGGGCCAAGGGAGACAUUCUCGACCCGUCCUCGUACAAUGCGCAUCUUGAGUCGGCCACCGCCGUCAUCCAUACCAUGGGCAUUUUGCUUGAAGCAGACUACAAGGGCGUCGUCAGCGGCCGCGAAUCGCCGAUCUCUGGCCUUCGAAGAGCCUUCUCAGCGAAUAAGGCAGGCACACAGAACCCCCUUGAUCGCAAGGACGGCGAGACACUAAGGCCCAUGGAGAGUGACGGCCAGCUCACCUACGAAGUCAUGAACCGCGACACAGCAGUGAGCCUUGCUCAAGAGGCAUCGAAACACAAGGUGCCCACCUUCCUAUACAUCUCCGCUGCUGCUGGCACACCCAUCCUGCCCAAGCGUUACAUCACCACCAAACGCGAGGCCGAGUCGAUAAUCAGCUCCACCUUCCCCACCAUGCGAUCCAUCUUCGUACGCGCGCCGUUCUUGUACGAUUCGAGUCGAACUUUCACCCUACCCAUCGCUGCUGGUGGCGCGGUCGCGAGUCUGAUCAACAGUGCUGUCGGUGGCCGACUAACGUGGCUGAUGGGUGCGGGCGGCAUCAAGCCGCUCAAGGCCGACCUGGUCGGCGAGGCUGUCGUAGAGGCUCUCGAGGAUGAGGAAAUACACGGGCCGGUCGAGGUGCCUGAGAUCGAGCGGCUAGGGACAAGAGCGUGGAGGAAGAAUAUGUUGUAAUAUGAGAGAAAUGUAUACCACGAACAGCGUCGCACGGGUGUGGCAACGAAGGAUAUCGAAUUAUUUUACUUCAGGGUCGGUAUGGGAUAUUGUGUCUGUCUUUGGGACUACUGUUAAUCACGUAGGAAAUACAAUACUCAGGCAAUCGCUGCACAACUCUGGAAUGCGUGACCUCGUAUCUUAGCAAACGGGCGUCCAUGUCGUGCUAUAUUCGAUACACGGCCAUAAACGAUAGUUCAAAAGCAGCAGCGAUCCUGCCAAUACUCUG
Molecule: messenger RNA, 1187 nt
Organism: Didymella exigua CBS 183.55
Lineage: Eukaryota; Fungi; Ascomycota; Dothideomycetes; Pleosporales; Didymellaceae
Product: NAD(P)-binding protein
Exons: 2
Coding region: 44-919 (291 amino acids)
Cellular component (GO): mitochondrion
Molecular function (GO): protein-containing complex binding
Source: RefSeq, a predicted model, not a curated record